GAAAGGUUUUGCAUCGGUUUAGCUUUUUUUAAAAAACAAAAACUAACAUAAGAUGUUUAAUUGUCUGUGUUGAACAGGUCUAUCCAACUGUUGAAUGCAACUCAUGAAUAUAGUUUCACAUUUGACACGACUGGCCGUUCGUGGGGGUUUCACUUUUAUUUUGAAGCGUAACUUUGCAACCGGAAAAAGGCUUGUAGUUCAAUUUGUAAAAUCUCAGUUGCUAGCUGGAUGGGAACGAAGAAAGUCUGGUCGAGACAAACAUGAACAAGCUGAAGUCCCUUCAGAAGGACAAAGUUCGUCAGUUUAUCAUUUUUACACAAUCCAACGAGAAGACUGCGGUGGCCUGCUUGUCUCAGAAUGACUGGAAGCUAGACGUUGCCACGGACAAGUUUUUCCAGAACCCAGAGCUCUACGUUUCAAAUACUAAGGGGGGCUUGGACAAGAAGAGGCUGGAGCAGCUGUUCAACAGAUACAGAGAACCUCACGAUCACAACAAAAUAGGCGUUGACGGGAUCCAGCUGUUCUGCGAUGACCUGGGUCUGAAUCCAGCCAGUAUAAGUGUCCUCCUCAUAGCGUGGAAGUUCAGAGCAGCAACACAGUGCGAAUUUUCCAAACAGGAGUUCAUGGACGGCAUGACCGAACUGGGGUGUGACAGCACAGAGAAGCUGAAAUCUCAGCUGCCAAAGAUGGAGCAGGAGUUAAAGGACCAGGGCAAAUUUAAAGGCUUUUACCAGUUUACAUUUGAUUUUGCCAAGAAUCCUGGUCAGAAGGGAUUGGAUCUAGAUAUGGCGAUUGCAUACUGGAAUUUAGUCCUGGCUAGGAGAUUCAAGUUCUUGGAUUUGUGGAACCAGUUCUUACUUGAGCACCACAAGAAAUCUAUUCCUAAGGACACCUGGAAUCUCUUAUUAGACUUCAGCACAAUGAUCACAGAUGACAUGUCGAAUUAUGACGAAGAAGGAGCCUGGCCCGUCCUCAUAGAUGACUUUGUAGAAUUUGCACGGUCGCACAUCGGGACCAAAAGCUCCAGAGUUUGAGAGACUUUAUAUAAGUGGUGUUUGUGACCUGCAGAGGAGAAAAGAAAGGCCCAUCUUUGUUGUUUGUGGUUGAUGAGUCUAAAGACUUCAGGAUGUUUUAUGUGCGCUCAAGCCAGCUGGAGAACCAUCACCGUUUCGUUUCCCGGUCGUGGUCGUCUUUGAAGAACACGUGGAUUUACUUUGAAAUUCUAUUGGAAAUUCUUGGCUUCUUAAAGGGAUAUUGCAUUUUAAUACUGAUGUACAUUUCUUGUUUUUGUUCUUUUGUGUGUGUGUGUUAUGAUGCGUUUGUACAUCGAGCCAGUUUAAAGCACUGGAAUUUUUAAACACGGUACUGUUUAAAAAUAAUUAAGGGAUAAAUAAAAGUGACCAUCUGCUCUCAUUAUUUUUUUUGCCUCAUUUUAAGAAGUCUACUUAGCGGAAGCAGCAUGAAUUUAAAUCGUAUAUUCCAGUUUUAAAUACAGAAUUUUUAAACAUUUUAUUUUUGAAUUUCACUUUUGUGGCAUACCUAUGGAUGUAUGUCCACAGACAUUAUCUUCGUUUCUUCUUUAAUAAAAAUAUUCCUUUCUGAUGUGAAAACUA
This is a messenger RNA of Xiphophorus hellerii (green swordtail), 1613 nucleotides long. It is a transcript of the gene dcun1d1, whose product is annotated as DCN1, defective in cullin neddylation 1, domain containing 1 (S. cerevisiae). Gene Ontology annotation, molecular function: cullin family protein binding; ubiquitin conjugating enzyme binding; ubiquitin-like protein binding. The transcript has 8 exons. Gene Ontology annotation, cellular component: ubiquitin ligase complex. Gene Ontology annotation, biological process: protein neddylation. NCBI's taxonomy places the organism in Eukaryota, Metazoa, Chordata, Actinopteri, Cyprinodontiformes, Poeciliidae. The coding region runs from base 261 to 1034 and encodes 257 amino acids. The record is from RefSeq and is a predicted model, not a curated record.